This is a messenger RNA of Triticum dicoccoides, 1803 nucleotides long. RefSeq names its product putative receptor-like protein kinase At4g00960. Gene Ontology annotation, molecular function: ATP binding; protein kinase activity. The record is from RefSeq and is a predicted model, not a curated record. NCBI's taxonomy places the organism in Eukaryota, Viridiplantae, Streptophyta, Magnoliopsida, Poales, Poaceae. Gene Ontology annotation, biological process: protein phosphorylation. Bases 1 to 1251 code for a protein of 416 amino acids. The transcript has 6 exons.
AUGGUAGUCGAGGCUGGCGACGACAACAUCCUCCCAUCAGACGAGCUAAGCCUUGAGGUUCUUGCUCUUCUCGAGGACAUCAUCAAGUCCAAGUUGUGCCCCGCAACACGCGUCUCCUGCUUGGUGCAGAUUGGGAAGACCUGCCCUCUCACGCUGAUGAUGUUCGCUCCAUGCAUCCUUGGUAAGGUCAUGGCGGACGGGUGCUUCAGCAAGGAGUGCAGCCCUGCGGUAUACAUCACCAGUGAGCCCUCCAGUGGAGCCCCAAACCCAAUAGGCUUUUCACAGAACCAGAGUUCAGAAUACGCUGUAUCAUUUCAAAUUUUGAAAGGAAUGACAAAUAACUUCUGCACUGAUCGAAAACUUGGUGAGGGUAGUUCUGGUGUGGUGUAUAAGGGAGUGCUAAAAAAUCAGGAAAUUAUUGCUGUGAAGAAGUUCGUGCCAUCAUGGAUGCCUGGUUCGCAGGAGCAAUUUCAGAAUGAGGUUUAUCAUCUUAUGAUGCUUAAACACCCCAAUAUAGUACGAUUUCGAGGCUACUGCUAUGAAACACGGAAUGAGGUUAAGCUGUGCAAUGGGAAACGUGUCUUCGCCGAGGUGGCUGAAAGGUUACUUUGCUUGGAGUAUCUGCCCAAGGGAAGCCUUGAUAAAUAUCUAUCAGAUGAAUCUUCCGGACUUGAUUGGAGCACACGCUACAAUAUAAUCGAGGGGAUUUGCUAUGGGUUAUGUCACCUUCACGAGCAAAUUGAUAAGAAGAUCAUUCACUUGGACCUUAAACCAGCGAACAUAUUGUUGGAUGAUCGUAUGGUACCAAAAAUCACAGACUUUGGUCUGUCAAGACUACUUGAUCAACAACAAACACUUCACACUGAAUCUCGCCAUGGAACAUUUGGUUACAUGCCACCUGAAAUAUUUCAUAGAGGUACAGUUACAUCUAAGUCAGACAUAUUUAGUCUGGGUGUAAUAAUCAUGGAGGUAAUAACCGGGCGCAGGGACUACCCAGAUGUUACUAGAGAAUCUCCGGAUGAUUAUAUCGAGCUUGCACUUACAAAAUGGAGGGUUGUGUUGCAAAGAUCGACAUGCGACGAGUCUCUAGAAACAUAUUGCAAACAAAUAAAGAGAUGCAUCCAGGUAGGUCUAAUGUGUGUGAACCCUGACCGCACCAAAAGGCCUCCGAUAAUGCAGGUUAUCGAUAUGCUUCAAGGAUUGAAAGUUAUCGACUGCAACAUUAUUGAUAAUGCAACGCAACAGUAUUAACAAUGUAAUGUCUUCGUCAGGCCCGGUAUGAUCACUUAACGGCAUGUUCUUAGGUGUACUUGCUAAGUCUUUCUUCUUUCCUUGAGCAAUGUGGUAACGGCGCAGACCCCAUAGAAAGUACAAACUAGACAUUGUAUUCUGACAUUUGUGUAUCUAGUACCUGACAACCUUGCACCCAUAUGCAGUGUGGUGCGCCACUUGAUCAACGCCGCCUUUGAGAGAAUCAUGCAAGGGGCAGGCGUUAUCUUGGUCGGCUUCUUCGCGCAUGCUACUGACCCUUUGUCAGAGAAUAGUGUAUGUUGCAACCUGCAAGCGUCCCCCAGCAUUGCUUCAUCUCUGCUGGAUGGCGUUUUUGUCGUUGAAGCUGAAUAUGAACCAGGCCGGUGGGGGUUGUUGCCCGGCCUGCCCAAACCUGUACACUAGUUGUUUUUUGCUUAUCUCCGAUUUCGAGGGAUGUGUCCCCUCUCUAUCUUUGCUUAGGAAUGUUAGUUGCCCUUAAUUUGAACUUCUAAGGUCGGUGUAUCCCUCGUAGGGGGUUAGUCAUCCUUAGGG